This is a messenger RNA of Paralichthys olivaceus (Japanese flounder), 2173 nucleotides long. The record is from RefSeq and is a predicted model, not a curated record. NCBI's taxonomy places the organism in Eukaryota, Metazoa, Chordata, Actinopteri, Pleuronectiformes, Paralichthyidae.
GUGUGAGUCGAUCAGUCAGCCGUCGACAGAGGAGCAGCUCCCUCACGCCUGGUGAUCGAUCCCAGAAGAGUUUCACCUCGUCAACCAAUAGGUCGACUGAUCCGAGGCCUCGGGAUUCAGAAGGUCGACUAGUGUGACGGCAGAUUGGUCGACGGGGUCGGGAGCCUCCUUUUGAAACCAGAUCCAAUGAUUUCAAAUCCGAUAAAAAGUAAACAAAAGAUCUGAUCAGUUUUCCUCCAGAUGAACUUGAUCCCGAAAACUCAUCCAUCCGCUGAUUGAUUGAUUUGACUGGUUGAGUCUGAUUAAAGGCGGGGAAAUCCGGAUCAGCGGAUUGGACGAUUGAUCAGCUGUGUCAGCUAAUUGCUCGAAUCGGAAGCUUUUUAGCUUCGGUGCCGCGACGAUGAGCGAAGCCGGGGACGUGGUGUGUGAAGGCUGGCUGCGAAAAUCGCCACCGGAAAAAAAGUUACGGCGUUACGCGUGGAAGAGGCGAUGGUUCGUUCUGCGAAGCGGUCGACUGAGCGGAGAACCGGACGUUUUACAGUAUUACAAGAACCAACAGUCCCGUCGACCAAUCAGGACCAUCAACCUGAACCUGUGUGAACAGGUGGAUGCCGGCCUGUCGUUCACCAAGAAGGAGCUGGAGAACAGCUUCGUGUUCGACCUGAGGACGGAGGAGAGAACCUGGUACCUGGUGGCCGAGUCUGAGGAGGACAUGAACCGCUGGGUGUCCUCCAUCUGCCUGAUCUGUGGCUUCAACCCGACAGAAGAGGUUCCAGAGAGACCUCCUGUGUCCGGCCCACCCCCCAUCACCGCGGUGACCCCAUCCAGUGGCAUCGCCACCAUCUCCACGGCGGCGGGUUCGGUCCCGCCCCCCUACGACCCGGUGAGCGUACGACGCCUGGAGCCCGACGUCCACACAGAGGACGACUACCUGUGGUUGUCACACUGUCAGAGUCACAUCAGACCUCCUUUAGGAUCCUCCAUCUCUCUCGAAACCGACUACGACAACCUCUACCCUCCUCCCUCUGCCACCUCCUCCUCCUCUUCCUCCUCCUCCUCUCCGUCCCUUCUUCCCAACGGCCUCCCUCAUCCGUCCUCCUCUAAGACGGCUCCGUGGACAGUGGCCUCGAUGACGGGUCCUCUCAGCCAGUCUCUGGACGCCAACAUGACCUCUGACCCCCAGAGGCGAGCGGGCAGACCUCGCUGUCACCCCUCUCCCCACCCCAGGAAGCACUCACUGGAUUUCCACCUGCGUCCCGUGGCGAUACCUCUCAUUGAGGACACACACUCCAACCUGCAUCAGAAUAUGCACUCAUACCAGAUCCCCCGUCCCGCAUCCACGCCACAGCCGCGACCCCCCCGCCGCCCCUCCUCCACACCAAGUGUGGACUCUUUAACCCAGACGGAGCUCCAUGCAUCCGUCCCGACUCCUCCUCCGCGGCCGCCAAAGCCCUCUGCGAUCGCAGCCCAGGGAGAGAGCUCAGCUGUGGGGACGGGACCUGCAACGCUCCCCCGGACCUCCUCCGAGUCCGACAGGAGGGAUGGAUGUGUGGACGGAGGCGGUGGAGGUCUGCUGAGGAGCAGCACCGUCAGUAUACCAGGACGCACGCAGACAGGUUGCGAGUCUUUCUUCAUCCCUCAGUCGCUGUCGGACCGAGCGAGCAUGUUCGAGUUCAGCGACAGCUUCAACAGUUACUUUUUUAAUAAAGGCAUGGUGCCUCUGGGAAGUGUCUGCUCUGAAGACGAUGAAGUGGAUGAAAACUAUGUUCCCAUGAGCGCUGCCACCACUGAGCCUCCUGUGGCACCAAGGGUGCCUCCUCACUCUGACUCCUCUGUGCCACUCCAAGAUGGCAACUACGUGGCCAUGAUCCCCAUGAACCCUUCCCUUCCCACUCAGCCCGCCGCAGGUGAUCUGGGGAGGCAGGUGCCUCCGCCCGUCCACAUGGGCUUCCGCAACUCCCCCGCUCCCCUCACCCCGCCGCUCCGGAGGAACACGGUGAGCACGGGCGGGGGACCACAGGUGGAGUCCGUGCCCCCCCCGAUCCACCGCGACCUGAAACCACAACGCAGAGUGAAACCCGCUCCUCUGGACAUCACGUUGGUGCAGCAGGACUGGCAGGAAGUCCCGCCCCCUGUCCGCUCACCUGUCACCAGAACCUUCACAAGAGAGUAA